Messenger RNA from Penicillium longicatenatum, 2580 nucleotides. RefSeq lists its product as uncharacterized. Lineage: Eukaryota; Fungi; Ascomycota; Eurotiomycetes; Eurotiales; Aspergillaceae. Gene Ontology annotation, biological process: DNA-templated transcription; positive regulation of transcription from RNA polymerase II promoter by galactose. The record is from RefSeq and is a predicted model, not a curated record. Gene Ontology annotation, molecular function: zinc ion binding; RNA polymerase II cis-regulatory region sequence-specific DNA binding; DNA-binding transcription factor activity, RNA polymerase II-specific. Gene Ontology annotation, cellular component: nucleus. The coding region runs from base 1 to 2580 and encodes 859 amino acids. The transcript has 5 exons.
AUGUCUUCAAAAGACAGCACAAGGGUGAGUAAGCGAGGUAUUCCACGUCGUCGCAAGGUUGCACUAGCCUGCGAGACUUGUCGGGAAAAGAAAGUGCGGUGUGACGGGGAGAAGCCGAUCUGUGGACCUUGCUCCCAGCGAUCAUACUCGAUUGACCGAUGUGUCUAUAAAAUCGAAAAUGCUCGCUCUGCUAGUAACGAUGCAUACUUGAAAGUGCUUCACGAUCGGAUUCGAGAACUCGAGGAAAUAUGCGCGCAAAAUGGCGUCAAGACUCCCGUACCCGUUCCAUCUGCCUCACAAACUGUUGGAGAAAAUGAAACCAGCGAUAUCAAUGAACAAGGACCAAAUAACGGUGACUUGGAUGCGGAGUCUAGAGCUUCUGUUGCUGCGGAAGGUUUGCUUGGACUGGGAUCGCAUGCCCCCCUUUCACAGGUUUCUUCGACGCCUGCCGCACCAGAGACGACCCCGCAAACAUAUCAAUCUCCUCUACAUUCAUCUCAAUCGGUGACAAGGGAAGCCGAGUCAAAUGUUUCAUCGCAUGAGAUCCGACGCCGUCAUGGGUCACUUCAAUUUUUACCUGCACACAUGUUCUCUUCUUCAUUAAAUUCCCACGGCAGUGUGACGGCAAUGGGCUCGAUAUCCGUUGCAGACGAUGGGGAAUGCGCUGAUUCACCACGAGAACAAUACUAUGGGAACUCAUCCGCGGCCUCUUUCAUGCGUCUUGCAAGAGACUCGGUGCCAAUCCGGUCUUAUUUACAAGCAUUGAGGCGAGCAGACCAUGAUACUCCAACGACUUUGAAUAGAGACACGGGGCUUUGGCAAGAUAUGAACACCACAGCAACCCCGUCAGGGUUCCAGAUCAGUGAUUUUUCACUCCCACCUCGACCAUUGGCAGACCAUCUACUUGAAUGUUAUUGGGAAAGGAUAUAUUGUCUCUAUCCGUUUUUUCACCGGCCGAGCUUUGAGCAGGCAUACGAAAAUCUCUGGGGCUCGGCCAAGUGGCCGAAGCCUAAUUUGCCGGAUCUGAACAUUGGGCUUGGAGGAUCGUUUGAUUCUGGGGCUCAGUCAAUUGUCUUCCACACUGCACUGAAUGCCAUUUUUGCCUUGAGCUGUCAUUUCUCUGAUAUUCCCGCUGGGGAACGCGAGACUGCGGCAUAUUCAUUCUUCCUUCGAGCCAAACGCUUUAUUGGUCUAGAUUUACUAGAUACAGGCACAAUUGGCGUAGUUCAGACUUUUCUUAUUGUUGCGCUUCUUCUUCAGAGUACCCCGUAUACAGACAGAUGCUGGAAUGCAAUCGGGCUCGCGUGCCGAGUCGGCCAGGGGCUUGGCUUGCACGAAACUACGACACAAAAAUCAAUUACACCUUUGGAAAAGGAGAUUCGGCGUCGGACUUGGCAUGGCUGUGUCAUGAUGGACAUGAUUUUGAGUAUGACCUACGGCAGACCAAGCAUGACAUCUCACAUAUCGCCUGUAUACCCUGUUCCCCUUCCUGCGAUGAGACCCCAGUCCGAAGCUGAAGAUCCAUGUGCGCUUAGUGGACAGCCUUGUGAUCAUAAGCUAGGCCAUCUCGCGUUUUAUGUCUCUACGAUUGAGCUUUACAAAAUUCUCGAAUCCAUCCUGGCCGAUGUUUACAACGCAUGGCAGGGUCAACCGCAUCAUCAACGCACCAUCUCCGUCCAAGGCACCCGGCAAAAUAGUCUAGAUGUCAUCAUGGAACUAGAUGAUCGGCUCUCGGCCUACGAGGCCAACAUUCCUCCCGUGCUUAACUGGACUACUCCACGACAAAAUUUCAGCCCUGAAAAUCGCCCACAACCUGUACUUCAGCGCCAGCAAAAUGUGCUACGAGCAAGGUUCAUUCAUCUCCGACUACUCUUAUAUCGUCCCAUGUUCACCCAGCUUUGCUCUGAGGAGCGCAUGGAUACCGCCCGGCACCCCGGUGCCGACAAAAACGCAAGUACAUCACGGCUAGAAAAGAAUGUGAUUUACACUUCCAUGUCUGUGAACUGCGCUACAGCAUGUGUGACGGCCGCCAUUGAAUUAGUCUCACUUGUAUACGGGACAUAUAUGACAUCUCUUACGGAUGCCUGGUGGUACAACGGUUUUUAUACAUCCACCGCAGGAUUUGUCCUGAUAAUGUCUUAUUCCUGCUCCUCGAUCUUGAAAAAGAUCGACUCACGCACUAUCGCCGACACAUGGCGUAAAUGCGAGAAAAUCCUUACUCACAUGGCAUCAUUCAGCCUCUCAGCACGUAACUCGCUGCAGUUUCUCCAAGUAACACAUCAUCACAUCGUGCAAAACUACACUACAGCUUCACAUCAUGAGGGACAUGGACCAUUCCCCACGUGCCAUUCGCAGCAGAGAAAGAAUACCCGGACAGAAAUUUCACCUCUGACCACCGAGAUCUUGCCGGAUGAAACCGUCCCCCGUGAUUUGGAUCAUGAUGGUUUGGGUAUCAACCCUUUGACAAGUUGGGAUGAGAUUGGUCUGGGGCAAGAGGAGUUCGGGUUCCUUGGGAGGUUUGAUGUGCCUGACAUUGCUAGCUGGUUCCCUGAUUUACCUGAUCCUACUUUGCCGACCUAG